Molecule: messenger RNA, 1102 nt
Organism: Lycium barbarum (goji berry)
Lineage: Eukaryota; Viridiplantae; Streptophyta; Magnoliopsida; Solanales; Solanaceae
Exons: 5
Coding region: 353-1102 (249 amino acids)
Source: RefSeq, a predicted model, not a curated record
AAAAGUUUAUGUGUUUUAUGUAGUCCGAUUUUGAAUGUACCUUUUAAUGAAUUUGGUCAGUAAGUUAAGCUAAUGUUACUGUAGAAAAUUUAGAUCGUUUUAACUUUAAGUAAUCGUAUGUUAUAAGCAGUUUUCACUUUUUUAAUUAUGUCCUUAUAUCUUGUAAUUUGUGUUGGACAUCUAAUAUUUUGUAUCUACAAAAUGAACUAAUAGAGUGUGAAAGCUAGUUGCUUUAUUUUCCAAGAACUUUGUUGCUGCAGUUGUUAAACUUUAUCAUGUUCUGAAUUAUUUCAUUAGUUGUUUUGUUUUUAUUCAAAGUUGUGCAAGGCAUAGGUAAUUGACACUUAAGAAUAUGAGUGAUUCGCCAUCAUCAGUUGCCGGUGUUCCUUGUACUCCUACUACUCCAAGUACUCCAGAUAUCUCUAUUGGGUCUACUAGCGGCUCAUCGACAUCUAGUCGGUUGGUCAUCUCAAUUGUAGGAGAAAAGUUUGUUCCUAAUGGUCAUUCUAUUUCGAAGAGCAUCACAGAAACAUUCAAGGAACGACAAGAUGCUACUGGUUACUCAUGGAAGGAUGUUAGUGAAUCCACUCGUAAAUUCUAUUGGCAUGAAUUUGUGAAAUUAUAUCAGUGGAACCCUUCUGAGACUACCGUAAUUGAACACGCCUGGGUUAAAGUGGCAUCCACCUUAUACUCUAAGAAAUUGCACCAUUGGCGAAAACGUCCCAGACUUACUUUUGUUCCAGAAGAUGUAUGGAAAAGCUGGAAGACAUAUUGGGCCUUUGACAAGUGGCUGGAAAAAUCUCAUAUCGACACUCAAAAUCGACACAGUGAGACCGGUGGUCUUGACACUGGUCCAAGCAAGCAUACUGGUGGUUCUAAAUCAACAGCAAUAGACCUACGUCGUCCUGCAAAUUCAUGGGAUGUCUUUAAGAAGCUGCACACAAAAGAAAGGAUGGCAGCUUUGUUUAUCCCAAGUCUAAGAGCAUUAAUUUACUGGUUUACACGACCUGUUUGCAACCACUAUAGCCAAAUUGCCAAUAUUUCCCCUGAACCAUCUGCACAUGAAAAGAGCAGCCUUUGUGCAGAUUUUCCUGUAUCUUAG